AAAUGGUGGAUUGGAAGAUUUUAAGAAGAAGCAGCUGAAACUUUAGGUGAGUUUGGCUGUUGAAAUAAUUCUAUCCAAAAUGGCUGAGAAAGUCGCUCUCGUUGAAAGUUACCUGAGCUGCCAUGUGUGUUCAGAGACUUUCAUAGAUCCUGUGUCUCUGAGCUGCAACCACAGCUUCUGUUCAAGCUGCCUGCAGAAAUUCUGGGAACAAGCAGGAAACAAGAACUGUCCCAAAUGUAAAAGAAAAUCUUCCAAUGAUUGUCCAGGAAUAAACUUCACGCUGAAGGAACUGGCUGACUCUUUUACUGGAAGACAGAAAUCUGGAUCAUCUGAGGUAGAAAAAGGAGAAGAGCAGCUGAUGGUGGUCUGCAGCAAACACCAAGAAGACCCUAAACUGUUCUGUAAAGACGAACAGAGAGCUGUGUGUCCUGUCUGUGAGUUUUCUCUCCACCAAAGUCACAAAGUGGUUCCUAUAGAACAAGCAGUCAGUGAGAUGAAGAAGCAGCUGAAAUCAAACUUAAAGUCUCUGCAGGACAAGAGGAACAAACACAAACAGGUGGAGAAAACAUACGAGGAUGUGAUUCAACACUCCAAGAAGCAGCUGUUGUCCACAGAGAGACAGAUCAGAGCAGAGUUCAACAAGCUCCACCAGUUCCUGAAAGAGGAAGAGGAGUCCAGACUGGCAGCUCUAAGGGAGGAAGAGGAGCAGAAGAGGAAGACUAUCAGCAGAGAGAUGAAGAGGAUCCAGGAGCAGAUCUCCUCUCUGUCAGACAGCAUCUCUGCUGUUGAAGAAGACCUGCAGAAAGACAACGUGUCGUUCCUCAGCAGUUAUAAAGCCACUCAGAGCAGAGCCAGAGGUCAGAGGUCACUGUCAGAUCCACAGCUGGUCUCAGGAGCUCUGAUAGAUGUGGCCAAACACCUGGGCAACCUGUCCUUCAGAGUCUGGGAGAAGAUGAAGAACAAGGUCCACAUCAGUCCUGUCAUUCUGGACCCAAACACUGCAGAUGGAUGGCUCUACCUGUCUGAUGAUCUGACCAGUGUGAGAUGUGGAAACACAGAGCAGCGGCUUCCUGAUAAUCCAGAGAGAAACACUUAUUACACCUCUGUGUUUGGUUCUGAGGGCUUCAGUUCAGGGAAACACAGCUGGGAUGUGGAGGUGGGAGACCAUCCUCGCUGGGUUAUCGGUUAUGUUAAAGAGUCAGUUGACAGAAAGGGAAAGACAUCUGCUUCACCAAAAUCUGGAACCUGGUGUUUACUUCAUCAUGAUGGUAAAUACUCUAAUGGUGCUAAUAAGACUCUCACCGUGAAGAAGAAUCUCCAGAAGAUCAGAGUCCAGCUGGACUACGGCAAGGGGAAGGUGUCCUUCUACAACCCUGAAGACAUGUCUCAAAUCUACACUCACAAGGACACCUUCACUGAGAAACUCUUCCCCUAUUUAGGUGUUGGAAAAGCUGCAGAUGCCAAAACUUCUGAAUUCAAAAUCUGCCAAACUUGAAAUCUAUCAAACUGAGAUUAUUUUUUAAAGUUUCUGUUUUUCAAUUCUCUUAAUUUGUGUUUUUAUAUAAUUGUAUAUUUAUUCCGGUCAGAGCAACUUCCCUUUUAAAUUCUUCAUAAACACAUUUAAUUUUCAAAGUUUUAAAGCUUUGUUUGAAAUUAUCAAUAGAAAAUGACAUCUAAAACAUAAUAUGACAAUCAUAAUAGCUUGAUAUCAUCUGAGAAAUUAGUUUAUUUUACUUUUGUGAAACCAGUUUAUAAAAUAUACAUUCAUGAAUGUUUUGACUUUAGUGUUUUUCUGUAAUCAGAAAUGUAGAAAAUUGUUAGGUUAUUGUUUUUCAAACUGAAUCAAAUAUUUCAUCAUCAUAAGUCUUUCUACAAUAAUCUCUUAACAUCAUUGGACAUCUCUUUAUGUUCUAAAGAUUUGAGAAUUAUUAUAUUUAGUUUGUUCCUAACUCUGUUUUGUAAACACUUUUAACGCAAGCUCUGAUUUCUUAACUGGUUAAUCUUUUUAGUCUUGUUUUUAACUAUUGUAAUGAUUCAGUUUAGCAGGAAAACUCUUAAAAUAAAUCUUUAGAUCCAGUUUUCUGCUCAUCGAUAAUUUGUUUUCUUUUCCUCAAUGUAAAAGUUAUUUCCAUGAUAUU
Messenger RNA from Fundulus heteroclitus (mummichog), 2138 nucleotides. Its product is annotated as nuclear factor 7, brain. NCBI's taxonomy places the organism in Eukaryota, Metazoa, Chordata, Actinopteri, Cyprinodontiformes, Fundulidae. Bases 80 to 1495 code for a protein of 471 amino acids. The transcript has a single exon. The record is from RefSeq and is a predicted model, not a curated record. Gene Ontology annotation, molecular function: zinc ion binding; protein binding.